GAUGAGAUAAGAAUUUAAAGCCCCACCUUUCAUUUCCCUCUCUUCCUCUUACUUGGCCCCUUUCCCCUUCCUCCCCACCCAAAACAAGAAGACGAGGGAAUUAGCUACAGGGACACCUAACCAGCUGAAGAUGGUAUUGGGUUCUUUCUAGACUGCAUUUUUAUGACAGACAGAGACUUAAAAACUACUUAAAGGUGAAGAAUAAGUGAUCAAAAGUUUGAAUUAGUUACUGAUACCAAGAUUUUCCACUCGAGCUGAAGAUGACACCUGUGCUUCCAAGUUCACCUAGCAAUAAUUUAGUUAAUCCGGGAAAUGCCUUAAUAAACAGGAAGGACACGUUUCUUACCAGAUGCAGUUUCUUACGGAAAUCAAGGAAACAAGGUUUGCUUUCACAAAGAUAUAUGUUACCUAUGUCCACAUCUUUCAGGUUAUUUCCACAGUUUAGGAUGGGAUGUGCUUUACAACCUAAAUUGAGGGGCCAUAUAGUAUUGGCAACCCAGACUGAUGUAGCAGUAGAAGAGACUGAUUUGCCUGGAGCUGAUAAAGAUACUGGUGAAGUCUCUGAAAGUCCAUUAGAUGCUAUAGAAACAAACGAAGAUUCCUCUGCUAAAUCAGAUGGAAGCUCCACUACUGCUCGAUCUAAGCGAACAAGACCCGUUAGGAAGAGUGACAUGCCUCCUAUCAGGACUGAGGAUUUGAUUCCUGGUGCAACUUAUACCGGAAAAGUAAGAUCAAUUCAGCCAUUUGGCGCUUUUGUUGAUUUUGGUGCCUUCACGGAUGGCCUUGUGCAUGUUUCUAGGUUGAGUGAUGGUUUUGUGAAGGAUGUUGGUGAUGUCGUCUCUGUUGGACAAGAGGUGACAGUAAGAUUAGUUGAAGCAAACACAGAAACAGGAAGAAUCUCUCUUACAAUGAGGGAAAGUGAUGAUCCUACCAAACCCCAGAAGCAGAGAGACACCCCUGCUGGUACCUCCAGAGCUCCCAGAAAGUCCAACCAAAGGCGGGAUGAGGUGAAGAGAAGCUCAAAGUUUGUUAAAGGGCAAGAACUUGAUGGCACUGUUAAAAAUUUAGUCAGAGCUGGUGCCUUCAUAUCUCUACCGGAAGGGGAGGAAGGUUUCCUGCCCACAUCAGAGGAAGCUGAUGAAGGUUUUGGGAACUUUACAGGAGGAUCUUCACUCCAAGUUGGACAAGAAGUGAAAGUUCGUGUGUUAAACAUCAAUAGAGGAAAGGUACAAUUGACGAUGAAAAAAGAGGAAACUGCUGGAGAGUUUGACUUAGUGCAGGGUGUUGUCCAUACUGCAACCAACCCCUUUGUAUUGGCUUUCCAUAGAAACAAAGAUAUAGCCACAUUUUUGGAUGAGCAAGACAAAACAGUGAAACCAACCGAACCAUCACAGGAUACUGUACUCAAUACAGAUGCCACAGUCAACAUUGCAGACAAUGCUGAAGCCACAGAAAAAAGUGAGGAUCAAGAAAGCUUACAUGAACCAGAAGGAAGCUUUGAGAUAUUGUCCCCUGAAGGUAGCACAUCUGCCACUAUUGAUACAGUAGAUGAAGCUCAAACUUUGGGCAAGUAUGAGGAUCAAGAAAAUAUAAUUGCUGAUUCUUUGAGAGGGGUUGAUAGUGCGGUACAAAAUGUCGGUGACGAACCUGAAGCAAGCUCUGAUGUAUUGGCUGCUGCAGGUAGCACAUCCACCAUAGAUCCAAUAACUGAUUUGCUUCCUGCCACAGAGAAAGUAGAAGAUGGUGAAAAAUCUGAGCUAUCAGGAAUUGUAUCUGGUCAAAUUUCAUCAUCAGAGAAUUUGAUUGGUCAGGAGGCUCAAGAGGAUGAAUCUAAAAAGAAAGAUGUGACGCUGAAAGAUGAACUACAAACUGAGACACCUAUUGGAAAUGAAGAAUUCAUUUCUGCUGCAAAAGAUGCAGAAGAAAUAGUGGCACCUAACCCGGAGAUAGAUGGUGGUAUUGCAAGCUCAGAGAGUUUGAUUGGUGGGGAAGGUACAGAGGAUGAAGUCAAAGAUGUGACUGUGAAAGAUCAAGUACAAACUGAGGCACCUGUUGAAAAGCAAAAAGUCAUUUCUGCUUCAAAAAAUGAAGAAGAAAUAGUGGCACCUAACCCAGAGAUAAAUACUGGUGUUGCAAGCUCAGGUGAAAAAGAGGGUUUGAUUGGUGAGGAGGGUCCAGAGGAUGAAGUCAAAGAUGUGGCUGUGAAAGACGAAGUACAAACUGAGGCACCUAUUGAAAAGGAAGAAGUCAUUUCUGCUUCAAAAAAUGAAGAAGAAAUAGUGGCACCUAACCCAGAGAUAAAUGGUGGUAUUUCUAGCUCAGGUACUCCUGAAGAAGAAAGUGCGGUCAAUGAAGUCACUGAGAAUAUCAGUGUGAGUGUAGCUGAUGCAGUGCAGGCGGAGAGUCCUCUUUCAGAAACUGAACCUUUGUCUGGUACAACUGUUAUAACAGAACAGGUAGGGCCUGAUUCAACCAAAAACGGAAAUGUUGCAGACUUAAGUGAGCAAAGUAGUACGCCUUCACAAAAAGAAGCAACCACCAAAGCUGCUAUAUCACCUGCUCUUGUGAAGCAGUUGCGUGAAGAAACUGGAGCAGGUAUGAUGGAUUGCAAGAGAGCACUUUCAGAAAUGGGAGGAGAUAUGGUUAAAGCUCAGGAAUACCUCAGAAAGAAAGGGUUAGCAAGUGCAGAUAAGAAAGCCAGCCGGACUACUGCUGAAGGAAGAAUCGGGUCAUACAUCCAUGAUAGUAGGAUUGGCAUCUUGAUAGAGGUGAACUGUGAGACUGACUUUGUGUCAAGGGGUGACAUCUUUAAGGAAUUAGUUGAAGACUUGGCCAUGCAAGUGGCUGCAUGCCCUCAAGUACAGUAUCUUGCUGCAGAUGAUGUUCCCAAGGAGAUAGUUGAUAAGGAAAGAGAAAUUGAAAUGCAGAAAGAAGAUCUACUUUCAAAACCUGAGCAGAUCAGGUUAAAGAUUGUUGAUGGGCGGAUCAGGAAAAGGCUCGAGGAGCUGGCCUUAUUGGAGCAGCCCUACAUUAAGAAUGAUAAAAUGGUGGUUAAAGAUUGGGUGAAGCAGACUAUAGCAACAAUUGGUGAAAAUAUAAAGGUCAAAAGAUUUGUACGCUACAACCUGGGAGAAGGUUUGGAAAAGAAAGGCCAAGAUUAUGCCAGAGAGGUAGCUGCCCAGACUACAGCAAAACCAACUGAACCAAAGAAAGAGCAGCCUGUCACCGUUGAAGCCAAGGAAACAGUUGACAAGCCUGUAAAAGCAACGAUCUCACCAGCACUGGUUAAACAAUUGCGAGAAGAAACUGGAGCAGGUAUGAUGGACUGCAAGAAAGCCCUCUCUGAAACGGGUGGAGACCUUGAGAAGGCACAAGAGUAUCUGAGGAAGAAGGGUCUGUCUUCUGCUGAAAAGAAGUCUAGCAGGCUUGCAGCAGAAGGUAGGAUUGGGUCCUAUAUUCAUGAUUCUCGCAUUGGGGUUCUCAUCGAAGUCAACUGUGAAACUGACUUCGUGGGUAGAGGAGAAAUUUUUAAGGAAUUAGUUGAUGACCUAGCAAUGCAAGUUGUGGCAAGUCCACAGGUGCAGUGUGUAUCUGUUGAAGAUAUUCCAGCAACCAUUGUCAAUGAGGAAAAAGAGUCGGAGAUGCAGAGAGAAGACCUUCAGUCCAAACCUGAGAAUAUAAGAGAGAAAAUCGUCGAGGGAAGGGUAUCAAAGAGGCUUGGUGAGCUUGCCCUUCUAGAGCAACCUUUCAUAAAAAAUGACAGUAUGUUGGUCAAGGACUUGGUAAAGCAAACUGUGGCAUCUCUUGGCGAGAACAUAAAAGUAAGACGGUUCGUUCGAUUUACUCUUGGCCAGGAAAGUAAACCAGAAUUGGGUGAAGAGGCAGCUGCUGCAGUAAAAGAGUGAAAUUUGAUCUCUGACUGCUUUAUCCACGAGUUAUGGAGAGCCUUCCGGGCAUUGCCAUGAAGAUGGAAUGAAUGAAAAUUAAUUUAGUUAUCGAGUCUGGGGAGUUUCUUUAUGUGCGAAAUGAUCCUUUUUGUUGCUAUGCAAAUGACUCCCUAUUUUGCUGAUGUUUUGAUACCAUGAAAAGCUACCCAUAGGUAUAUAGUCCUUUAAGUCUCCUUUUGACUGACCGAGGCUGAAUGGAGCAGCAUACCUCCACCGGUGUUUGAACGCUGAAAUCCUACAAGCAAUUCUUUUUUUUUUUUUGGGUAUAUUAUUCUUUUGGAUAUUUGGAUUUUAUCGAAGCAAACUUGCCAUCUGAUUAUUAUUA
Messenger RNA from Coffea eugenioides, 4272 nucleotides. RefSeq lists its product as uncharacterized. The transcript has 7 exons. Gene Ontology annotation, biological process: mitochondrial translational elongation. Gene Ontology annotation, molecular function: protein binding; translation elongation factor activity. NCBI's taxonomy places the organism in Eukaryota, Viridiplantae, Streptophyta, Magnoliopsida, Gentianales, Rubiaceae. The coding region runs from base 261 to 3905 and encodes 1214 amino acids. Gene Ontology annotation, cellular component: mitochondrial matrix. The record is from RefSeq and is a predicted model, not a curated record.